AUGCAGAGGCAGCAGCAGCAGCAGCAACAGCGGAUCGAUUCGCCGUUAGUAACCGAGCAAGCAGCAUCAGCAGCACUGUCCCUGGCAGCAGCCGCAACAGCAGCAGCAGCGGAAAUAGCAGAAGCAGCGGAGAAAGCAGCUGCAGAAGCAGCAGCAGAAGCAGCAGAAGAAGCAGCAGCAGAAGCAGCAGAAGAAGCAGCAGCAGAAGCAGCAGCAGAGGCAGCAGCAGAAGCAGCCUCAGCAGCUGCGUUCACAACGCCAGCAAACGCUGAAGACCAACCACAUGAAGAAGCAAAAGAAGCAGCUGCAGCAGCAGCAGCAGCAGAAGAACCUGCUGCAGCUGUUUCUGAUGCAGAGGAUGCAGCAACGAACACAGAUCUCGAAUCAGCACCGGAAGAAAACGACGAAAUCCUUAAAGCAACAGCAGCAGCAGCAGCAGCAGCGCCAGCAGCAGAGGCGGCAGCAGGUGGGGCCCAGGCAGCAGCAGAAACCCCAGACGCAACAGAUACAGAAGAGCAGGAAGCAAAUGAAGCACACGCAGCAGCAGCAGCAGAAGCAGAAGCAGUUUCGCUGCCAGUUGACACGCCUGAAACAUCGCCACCCACAGCAGCAGCAGCAGCACCUGCUGCUGCUGUUGCAGCUGCUGCCGCAACAGCUGCAACAGAAACCCAAGACGAGCAAAACCUAGCUGAGAAAUCCGCAGCUGCAGCAGCAGCAUCUGGAGCAGCAGAAGCAGCAGCAGCAGCAUCGGCAGCAGCAGCCGCAGCAAUAAAAAGUGGAGUGGUGAAUGCGACUAGAAGGGCAACGGCCCUUAAAGGGGAAGCAGCAGCAGCCACUGCAGCAGCAGGAGCUGCAGCAGCAGCAGCAGCUGCCGCUGCUGCUGCUGCCGAUGUGCAAGCUGUAGCAGCAUCCGCAGCAGCAGCAAAAGCAAAGGCCUCAAAGGACGAAGCAAUCAACAUAGCAGCUGCAGCGGAAGCAACUGCAGCAGAGGCAGCAGCAACUAUUGUACAGAGGGAAGCAGCAGCAACAGCAGUCACGGCAGCAGCAGCAGCAGUUGAAAAGUGCAGUCGUACCGCAAGCAUUACAGCAGCAGAAGCUGCUGCUGCAGCUGCCAAGGCAGCAGCUGCAGCAGCAGCUGCUGCUGCAGCAAAGGCGAGACAGGCAGAGACAGAAGCAAUUGAUAUAGCUGCUACCGCAGAAGCAACAGCAGCAGCUGCUGAAGAAGAUGCCACUGCAGCAACUGCACCGACUGCAGCAACAGCAGCAGCAGCAGCAGCAGCUGAAGCAAUACCCUUAGAGGCCAGAGAGGCAGCAGCAGAAAGGCAGCAAGCAGCAGCAGAUGACGAAGCUGCAGAUGCCCUCGCAGAAGCAGCAGAAGCAGCAAAUGCAAAAGCAGCAGAGGCAGCAGAAGUAGCAUUAGCAGCAAGUGCUGCAGCACAGGCAGCCGCAGCAACAGCUAUAGCGGCAAAUGAUGAGGCAGCUGUGAAUGAAGCAGCAGAAGAGGCUGCUGCUGAAGCGGAUGCUGCUUCUGCUGCUGCAGCAACAGAAGCAGAAACAUCACAGGCUGAUGGAUCUGAAUGCCUAAGUGCAGCAGAGGAGGCAGAAAAAGAGCCGACAGCAGCAGCAGCAGCAGCAGCAGCAGCAGAAGCAGAAGCAACGGCGGAUGUACCUACUGAAGGUACAGUGGCGCAUCUGAUGCCGGAAGAAUCAGAGAGUAAUGAGCAAGAGCGAACUGCUGCUGCAGCAGCAGCAGCAGCAGCAGCAGCAGCAGCAGACGCAGAAGCAGCAGCAGAAGCAGAAGCAACAGCAGAUGUGCCUGCUGAAGGUACAAUGGCGCACCUUAUGCCACAAGGAACAGAGAGGACUGAUCAGGAACGAACUGCAGCAGCAGCAGCAGCAGCAGAAACAGAAGCAGCGGCAAGGGCAUCUGCUGCUGACGCUGCAGCAACAGCAGCAGAUGCUGCAGGCGCUGAGACAGAAGAUGCAGAUCCGCAGGAAAAUGGCUCAGUUGACUCCGCAGUUGCUGCAGCAGCAGCAGCAGCAACGAACAGUAGGCCUGGAGAUGAAGAGGAAGCGGCAGAGUUAACAGCAGAAGCAGCAGAAGCAAGAGCAGCAUUAGCAGAAGCAGCAGAAGCAAGAGCAGCAGCAGUAGAAGCAGCAGAAGCAGCAGAAGCAACAGCAGCAGCAGUAGAAGCAGCAGAAGCAGAAGAAGCAGAAUCAGAAGCAGCAGAGGCAACAGAAUCAACAGAAUCAGAAGCAGCAGAGGCAGGAGCAGCAACAGAAGCAGCAGGAGCGGAGGAAGCAGCAGAAGCAACAGAAGCAGCAGAAGCAGCAGAGGCAGCAGAAGCAACAGCAGCUGCACGAGCAACAGAAGCAGCAAUCGCACAAGAAGCAGCAGAAGCAGCAGAAGCAGCGGAAGCAGCAGAAAUAGUGGAAGAAGCAAAAGCAGCGGAACUCACGGGAGCAGCAGAAGCAGAAGCAGCAGCAGCGACAGCAGCAGCAGCAGCAGAAAAAGGUCAAAGAGCAGCAGAGACUGUACCCGACAACAGAGAAGCCGAAGCAAGGGCAGCAGCAGCACCAGUGGCAAGAGCAUCAACAUCAGCAGCAGCAAAAACAGCAGAGAAGUUAGCAGCAGCAGCAGCUGCUGCUGCUGCUGCAGCAAUGGCCGCAGCAGAUGUGCGCCUGCGUGAAGCGGGAAAAGCCCAAAAAGAGAAGGACGAAACAGCAGCUGUCGCACCAGCAGCAGCAACGGGACCAACGGCAGCAGCAACAGUAACAGCAGCAACAGCCGCAACAGCAGCAACAGCAGCAGCAGCAGCAACAGCAACAACAGCAGCAACAGCAGCAGCAACAGCAGCAGCAACAGCAGCAACAGAGCCAAGUCAAAAUGGGGAAGAAAGCCUGUCCUCUGUGCUCUCUGUGGAGGAGACGAUCAAGCGUGGAGACAGUGCAGCAGAAGCAGCAGCAGCAGCAGCAACAGCAGCAGCAACAGCACCGGACCAAGCAGCUUCAGCAGCAGAAGCUGUUGAGGCAAGCUUGCGGCUGGUAUCUUCUGCUGCUGAAGCAACUAUUGGAGCUCGGCGGCGGGUCUCAGAGGCAGCAGCACGUGCUGCUGCAUGUGCUGCUGCUGCUGCUGAUAAGUUCAGGGAGACAGCAACAGCAGCGCAGCAAUGCAAGAUCACGGAGCAGCGCUGUGCUGCUGCAGAAAGGGCCGCAGCAACUGCUGCAGAACAGACAGCAGCUGCAGCAGAGGAAUCUGCUGCGCUGCUGCUGCAAACCACAGAAACUGAGGGCAAGAUGCAGCAGCUUGCUGCAGCUGCUGCUGCUUCGCUUCGGGAGGCUGAAGAAGCAGCAGUUGCUGCAGGCGCUGCAGCAACAGAUGCGCAGCAGCAGCAGCAGCAGACGCAUGCAUGCAAAGAAGCAGCAGAGGCGGCAGCAAAGGGCGCCGGCGAUGCUGCUGCAGAAGCUUCUCGUUUGCUGGAAGAGACGCAGCAGCAACAAAGUGCUGCAGCUGCAGCAGUGAAGGAGGUACAGGCAGCGGCUGCAGCAGCAGCUGCAGCAGCAACAGCAGCAAGAGCUUCAGCAGCAGCAGCAGCUAAGCAGGAGGAGGCGCUGCUAAAGGAGAUUGCUUCAUCAGCAGCAGCUGCUGCUGCAGAGGUGCAACAGCAUGCAGCUUCUGCCCGUCAGCACGCGGAGUCUGCAGCAGCAGCAGAGUCCGCUGCAGCAGCUGCAGCAGCAGCAAAAGAAGCUGCUAAUACUGUUGCGCUGCGGCUGCAGCAAACAAAAGAUGAUGCCAUUGCAAUUCAAGCUAAAUCCGCGGAGACGCAGGAAGCAGCAGCUGCUGCUUCCACUUCUGCUGCUGCAGCAGCGCAGCACUUAAGAGUCUGUGCUGCUGCGGCUCAGCGCUCGCAGCGCUUUGAAAAGGAUGCUGCUGCUGCUGCUGCUGCGGCAGAGCAGCAACAGCAGAAUGCAGCAGCAGCAGCAAAUGACAUCGAAACGCACAGACAGCAGGCUGCUGCUCACUCUGCAGCAGCAGAGAAGCACUUGAGCAGUGCUGCUGCCGGGGCAGAAGCUGCUACGCAGCAUGUAGCAGCAGCAGCAGCAGCUGCUGCUGCUGCUGCUGGGAAGUGCCAGCAAGCUGAGGAAUCGCAGGAGCUGGCUAAGACAGCAGCAGCAGCAGCGCAGGAAGCGCUUGAUGCUGCCAAGGAGCUUGUGUCUGCCGUUGAGCAGCAGCAUGCUGCUGCAGUUGCUGCUGCUGCUGCUGCUGCUGCUGCAGCAAGAGCCACGCAGCAGCAAGAGGAGUACAUCAGCUCAGCGGCUGCAGCAGCUGCAGAAGCAGCAGCGCAGCUGCAGCAGCAAGCCAAGAGAGGCGCGGAAGCAAAGUGGGUGUCUGCUACCUCUGCUAAAAUGGAGUCCCAAAAAGCAGCAGCAGAAGCUGCUGCUGGAGCCGCUGCUGCGCAGCAGCAGCAGCAGGCGGUGGAAGCAGCAGAUGCAGCGAAGAAGACAGAAGAGGCAGCUAAGCAAGGAGAUGCUGGCGGUGCAGCUGCUGCUGCAGCUGCUGCUGCACUUAGUACGGGGCAACUUGCUUCUACCGAUGCUGCUGCUGCUGCUGCUGCUGAAGGAGGUCAACAGGGACUGGACAUGGAGGAGAGUCUAGCAGCAGCAGCAGCAGUUGCCGCCACUGCUGCUCAAACGCAGCAGCACCGAGAAGCAGCUGCAGCACAUGCUGAAGCAGCACAAAAGUACAAGGAGACAGCAGCACACACAGCAGCAGAGCUGCAGCAGCAAGUUCAGGAGGCAGCAGCAGAAAUACGCGAGUGGGAGUCCGCAGCUGCUGCUGAAGUGCAGGCCCUGAAGGAAGCAACAACGGCUGCUGCUGCUGCCGCUGCUGCUGCUGCACAACAACAGCAGCAAGCGAUUGAAGCAGCAGACCGUGCUAAUAAAGCAGCUGCUGCAGCACAGGAGGCUGCUGCAGCUGUCGCUGGGUCUGCAGCCGACAUGGAGCAGCAACGUCUUGCGGCAAAAGCAGCAGCUGCUCCUGCUGCUUCUGCCGCUGCGGUGGCUGCUGCUGCUGCAGGCACUGCAGACGCUGCCGAUGAAGAGAAAAGGGAGAAGCAGCUGCAGCAGCUGCAGCAGCUGCAGCAGCUUGCUGUUGAGGCAGCCGCAGCUGCAGCAGACACGCAGCAGCAAAGGGCCACAGCAGAGUCCGAUGCAGCAGCAGCCCAGCAGCACAAGGAAGCAGCAGCAGAAUGUGCUGCUGCAGCAGAAUCUGCAGCCAUGAGGUGUAUGGCCACUGCAGCACAGCUGCGAAGGCUAAUUGACGGAGCAGCAGCAGCUGCUGCUUCCGACAGGCUGCUGCUGCAGCGGUCUUUCAAAGCAGCAGUAGCAGCUGCAGCACAGUCGCAGCAGCAGGUGGAGGCGAUUCGCGCAGCAGCAGCAGCAGCAGCAGCAGAAGUCAUCAGCCACAGAAAUGCCUCAGCUGCAGCACAGGAGGAGGCUCUGACUGCAGCGGCAACAGCAGCAGACGCAGCGGCUGCUGCUGCUGCUGCUGCUGGUGCGGUCCAGACAGCAGGCCGCAUAGCGUCGCGAGGAGCAGCAGCAGCAACUGUUGCUGCUGCUGCUUCUCUCGAUGCCUCUGAGCAAGCUAAAGAAUCCGCGGCCACAGCAGCAGCAACAGCAACAGCAGCAGCAAAUGCAGCAGCAGCGGAUGCGGAGCGCGACAAAAGCGCUUCCUGCGCAGCAGCAAUGGAGGCAGCAGAAGCAGCAGCAGCUGCUGCUGCAGAGAGAGCCUCUGCAGCCGAGGCAGCAGCAGCAGCAGCAGCAGCACAGGCAGCCAGAAGCGAAGAGGCCUGCGUUACUGCAGCACAAGGGGCCCUUGCCUCUGUUGCGGCGGCAGAAACAGCAGUAAGAGCUGAAAGGGUAGCA
Molecule: messenger RNA, 5925 nt
Organism: Eimeria tenella
Lineage: Eukaryota; Apicomplexa; Conoidasida; Eucoccidiorida; Eimeriidae
Exons: 2
Biological process (GO): signal transduction
Cellular component (GO): membrane
Source: RefSeq, a predicted model, not a curated record